GCCUGCGGGACUGGGGUCGGGGAUGGGGCACAGGGAGGGAUGUCAGACUUUGGGAGAGGUGGUCUGGGCCCCUUCCUCUUCCUCAGAAGCUCUUGGUAGUUGGAGCCUGGCCCAGCUCCUGCCUCUGAGUCGGGGGCCAGGGUGGAGAAGAAUGAGGCGGGGUCUUGCCUACUCGGGAAAGAAGACUCUGCCGUGUUCCCCAGUCAUGGACUAUUACCUCCGCCUCCCCGAUCUUUGCCUCCUGGGCUCAGGAGAGGCUGAUGCUUGCAACCAGAGCUCUUCCUUCUCUUCGUCCCUUGGAGAGAGUCUGCAGGCUCUCUCUGCGGGGGGGUGGGAUUCGGUUUGGGAUGCUGGAUGAGCCUGGUCCAUGAAGAGCUGAAAGCCCAUCACUGGGUGCUGUGUGGUGCUGUGUGUCUCAGCCUAGACAGGGUGGAGAGUGGGUGAGAGCUGUAAGACAUAGGGGUGGGUGGCCUUUGGGUAGCUGCUGCUAGGUUCAGGGUGAGGCCUUAGGGGGGUGGGGCGGGGAGAAAGGAGGAGUGGGGAUGGAGAACGGUGAAAAUCCAGGACCUGAAUUCCCAGCCUGGCCAACCUGUAGCCAUCUCUUUCCUUCAGAGGAGCCGAGGCUCCCUGAGGCCAGCUGGGCUGGUGGAGUUGGGGUGGCCUGAGGCUCCUUCCUGCUAGAGCCCUGGCCGCCCUGCCUCCACAGCCCACCUUGCUCUGUAGAACCCCUGAGGGCUAAGCGGCAGGAGCCCAGGGGUAUCCCAUCUGGGUCUGGCUGGCUGGGUCACUAACCUGUGUGAUCUGCUUCCCUCCCCUGCAGAUCAUGCGGAUCAAACCUCACCAAGGCCAGCACAUAGGAGAGAUGAGCUUCUUACAGCACAGCAAAUGUGAAUGCAGACCAAAGAAAGAUAGAGCAAGGCCGGAAAAAAAAUCAGUCCGAGGAAAGGGAAAGGGGCAAAAACGAAAGCGCAAGAAAUCCCGGUAUAAAUGCUGGAGCGUUCCCUGUGGGCCUUGCUCAGAGCGGAGAAAGCAUUUGUUUGUACAAGAUCCGCAGACGUGUAAAUGUUCCUGCAAAAACACAGACUCGCGUUGCAAGGCGAGGCAGCUUGAGUUAAACGAACGUACUUGCAGGUGUGACAAGCCGAGGCGGUGAGCCAGGCUGUGGGAAGGAAGGAAGCCUCCCUCAGGGUUUCGGGAACCAGACCUCUCACCAGGAAAGAUUGAUCCAGAACGACUAACCACACCACCACCACCACCACCACCACCACACCCGUCACCAGUCACCACGGACAGAACAGUCCUUAAUCCAGAAACCUAAACAAAAUGAAGGAAGAGGACACUGCGCAGAGCACUCUGGGUCCCAAGGGCAAGAUGCGUUCCCUGGGCCGGGACCCAGCUCGGUCCCUCUUGGAUUGGAUUUUUGUCAUUUCAUUGUUUUUUUUUUUUUCUUGCUGCUUAAAUCACCGAGCCUGGAAGAUUAGAGAGAGUUUUAUUUCUGGGAUUCCUGUAGACAUACCCACCCCACACCCAUACAUUUAUAUAUAUAUAUAUUAUAUAUAAAAGUAAAUAUAUAUAUUUUAUAUAUAUAUAAAAUAUAUAUAUUCUUUUUUAAGUUAACUUUGCUAAUGUUAUUGGUGUCUUCACUGGAUGUAUUUUGACUGCUGUGGACUUGAGACGGGAGGCGAUCCCACGUCGUGAUGGGUCAGGACGGAAGGAGCAACUCUGGAGCGAUCUUCUGUCCCUCUGAGGGAGGCGGCGGCCCUCUCUUCUCCUUGGGAAUGGAUGCGCAAAGGCCAGGGUCUGGGGGCAACUUCCAGGAACAUCGACAAACCCAACCCUGGGCCUGAGCCUCUACCCCAAGGCAAUCAGGACAGAAAGACAGAUGGCAGAGAGCAGGGACAAGGAUGCUGGCUCACCCCAGGACUUUGGGGGAGCCUCAGGAGAAUGGCGUGCUUUGUGGAUACCUGCCACAUGCUGCAAGGGCACCCUGUCCCCCAUCUUCACCCCCUCUCCCCCUCCCCCCGCCCCAGGGGCACUGCUCAGAAGAGCCUGGCGUCUGGGCAGCCUUUUCUGUUCUCAUCGCCGCCCGACAGGCGUCCUGGCGAAGAGAACAGACUGGUGGAAGAAGCAGCCUGUGAUGGUCACUCUUCCCCAGACCCAACCUCCUCCCCUGCCUGCUUCCCAGACUGCUGUCCAGGUGGCCUUCAUGUCCUCAGACCGUUGAAACCACUAGUUCUGUCCCCAGGAGACCUGGCUGUGUGUGUGUGUGUGUGAGUGGGUGAGUGUGUGAGUGGGUGAGUGGGUGAGUGGGUAGCCCUCCCUCUCCUCUCCCCACUCCUUCCCGAAGCACAGAGAAGAUGGCCAGGCCCGCCUGCCCAUCUGCGGAGGCAGAGAAAAGAGACAAAGUGUUUUAUAUGCGGUACUUAUUUAAUAUAUCUUUUUAAUUAGAAAUUAAAAACAGUUAAUUUAAUUAAAGAGUAGGGUUUUUUUCAGUAUUCUUGGUUAAUAUUUAAUUUCAACUAUUUAUAAGAUGUAUCUCUUGCUUUUUCUUGUUCUCUCUCUUUCUCUUCCUCUCUCUCUCUCUCUCUCUCUCUCUCUCUCUCUCUCUCUCUCGCGCGCGCGCGCUCUCUUUGUUUGUACCAGUUUGUGUGUAUGAAAUUCGCGUUUCUAGUCUGUCUCUGCCUGAUCGGUGAAAGUUACUAGCUUACUCUGGGCAGACAUUUAAUACUGCUAACACUCAGCUCUGCCCUUCCUUUCCCCAGCUGCUCACCACACAUUCCUUCGAAAUAAGGUUUCAAUAUACAUUUACAUACUAUAUAUAUAUUUGGCAACUUGUGUUUGUAUAUAAAUAUAUAUAUAUAUAUAUGUUUAUGUAUAUAUGUGAUUCUGAUAAAAUAGACAUUGCUAUUCUGUUUUUUAUAUGUAAAAACAAAACAAGAAAAAUAGAGAAUCCUACAUACUAAAUCUCUCUCCUUUUUUAAUUUUAAUAUUUGUUAUCAUUUAUUUAUUGGUGCUACUGUUUAUCCGUAAUAAUUGUUGGGGGGAAAAGAUAUUAACAUCACGUCUUUGUCUCUAGUGCAGUUUUUCGAGAUAUUCCGUAGUACAUAUUUAUUUUUAAACAACAACAAAGAAAUACAGAUAUAUCUUAAAAAAAAAAAGCAUUUUGUAUUAAAGAUUUUAAUUCUGA
This is a messenger RNA of Dipodomys spectabilis (banner-tailed kangaroo rat), 3187 nucleotides long. It is a transcript of the gene Vegfa, whose product is annotated as vascular endothelial growth factor A. Lineage: Eukaryota; Metazoa; Chordata; Mammalia; Rodentia; Heteromyidae. The transcript has 5 exons. Gene Ontology annotation, biological process: vascular endothelial growth factor receptor signaling pathway; positive regulation of protein phosphorylation; positive regulation of mast cell chemotaxis. The record is from RefSeq and is a predicted model, not a curated record. The coding region runs from base 824 to 1153 and encodes 109 amino acids. Gene Ontology annotation, molecular function: growth factor activity; chemoattractant activity; vascular endothelial growth factor receptor 1 binding.